CGUUUUUCUCCACCAGUCCUGAGCUGAGCAACAAGCAACGUUUCGAAUACUUUUCGCGCACAAUACCAUCCGAUCAUCACCAGGCGAAAGCCAUGGUCGACAUCGUCAUGCUAAUGGGCUGGAGUUACAUUUCAAUUAUCUACGAGGAAUCAAACUACGGCAUUAAGGCUUUCGAAGUCCUCGAGGAUUUGAUGGUAAAAAAUAAGAUUUGCAUCGCCGUGAAGGAAAAGCUGGUUAAAGAUUCAGGCGUCGGAAAUAUAUCUGUCUACGAUAAUAUCGUGCAAAAACUUCAAACGAAACCCCGAGCCAAAGGCUGUAUAAUUUUUGGGUCCGACCAAGAAGUGGCUGAACUGAUGAAAGCAGUCCGUCGCUGUAAUGCGACUGGAUGGUUUUCCUGGAUCGGGUCCGAUGGAUGGAGUGCCAGAUCUUUGGUGUCGGAUGGCAAUGAAGCUGAAGUCGAAGGAACAUUGUCUGUCCAGCCGCAGGCUAAUCCAGUGCGCGGAUUCAAAGAGUAUUUUCUGUCGCUAAACGUAGAAAACAAUCGCCGCAAUCCAUGGUUUGUGGAGUUCUGGGAGCAUCACUUUUCAUGCAAAUACCCGAACAGCUCCAAAACUCCCUACAAUAUUCGCUACACGAAGAGUUGUACAGGGCGUGAAAAACUAACCGAAGACAAUACGGUGUUUGAAGAUCAGCUCCAAUUCGUCUCGGAUGCAGUAAUGGCUUUUGCGUAUGCCAUCAGAGAUCUUCAUGCCGAUUUUUGCAAAAAGCCUGGUUUAUGUGAUGCAAUGAAACCAACUAAUGGCACCGAUUUGCUGAAGUAUUUGCACAAAGUCAACUUCACUGGACUAAGUGGGGAUAGUUUUCAUUUCGACGAAAAUGGAGAUGGUCCAGCGCGCUACAACAUCAUACAUUUCAAACAGGUUUCGCCCGGAAAAUACCAAUGGGUUCGAGUGGGGGAGUAUAUGGAAGGAUCCCUAGUUCUGAAUAUGUCAGGUUUAGUGCUGGUUUCUGUUUCACCGUGGUCUACGCAGCCCUGCUGACUAAAACCAAUCGAAUCGCUCGCAUUUUCAAAGCUGGAAAAAAAACUGCCGGAACGCUUAAUUACAUAUCCCCCAGGUCGCAGCUUAUUAUUUGCGCGGGCCUCGUAGCCAUACAGGUCAUCAUCAAUGUCAUAUGGAUGAUAAUAUCUCCGUCUCGAGCCAUCCAUCACUAUCCAACGCGAGAAGAUAAUCUUCUGGUCUGUUCAUCCUACAUAGACGCUUCUUACAUGAUUGCGUUUACAUAUCCAAUAGUCCUGAUAGUCAUUUGUACUGUCUAUGCUGUUCUCACCAGGAAGAUUCCGGAAGCCUUCAAUGAGUCCAAGCACAUUGGUUUCACCAUGUACACCACUUGCAUAAUCUGGCUCGCAUUCGUUCCACUUUACUUUGGAACCGCAAACCAUGUGGCCUUAAGAGUUACUAGCAUGUCAGUUACCAUUAGCCUAUCAGCUACUGUUACAAUAGCUUGUCUGUUUACUCCAAAGCUCUACAUUAUUCUCAUACAUCCUGAACGCAACAUCAGACAAAGCAUGAUGCCCAUGCGAUACAGUGCGAUCAACCAAAGCUCCGCAACAGCUGGAUCCGGAAGCAUGAUGGCAGCUGUGGUUGUAACUGCAGCUACAUGCGACCAAAACCAAAAAAUCCAAAAGGCCGUUAGUCCAGUAGAUCAAUCCAAUUCUCUAGAUAUAGUCAACGAAAAAAACAAGUGCAAAGACGCCAGCACCCAAACCAGUCCAGCUUCUAGUAUGAACAAUCUGAAUGGGUGUUCUUUAGAUAAUCUGGGGAAAAUCAACAAUAACUGCAACAUCAACGGCCCAAUCCCGGCCCAGAUAAAGGAUCUGACUUUAUAGCAAGAGCCAGCCAGCAGGUCUUCCAGUUUAAGGUCCAGAAGAAAUCCGAUACAGGUUUAGGAGCAUAAGACUUUACAAUUCUAAGAUGUUUUAUACGUAAGUAAGAGUUUACCAUGUUAUGUAGGAGAUUUCAGCCGGUUUAUUUAUUCAUUCAAAGCAAAACGUUUUCACAUUUGCGACAAAGCAUACUAUUUUUGCCUAAUGUAAGAUAAGAGUUAACGUUUCAUUCAGUUUUGUACAGUGUAUGAUGUAAUUUAAGCUGUUUUCAUCAUGCAAUUAACUGGAAAUGUGUAUUUUUUCUGCAACAAAUAUGCAGACAAAGUUCAAACGUGAUUACCUUUAAUAUUUAAAGCUAGUGAUUGGUUAUAUUAACUUUGGCCUGAUUUUCAAGCUGAAACUACCCCUUUUGGUUUUGCCAUUUGGCCAAACACCCCAAAACAUCCAUGCACAUGGUAUUUACAAACUAAUGGCAAACUAUUUGCAUGUUUUGCAGCUGUUCCAGUCUCUCGUUGAAACAGAUACGUAAAAAUAAAACAGCAAAAGGU
Messenger RNA from Dendroctonus ponderosae (mountain pine beetle), 2433 nucleotides. Its product is annotated as metabotropic glutamate receptor. Gene Ontology annotation, cellular component: membrane. Gene Ontology annotation, molecular function: adenylate cyclase inhibiting G protein-coupled glutamate receptor activity. NCBI's taxonomy places the organism in Eukaryota, Metazoa, Arthropoda, Insecta, Coleoptera, Curculionidae. The record is from RefSeq and is a predicted model, not a curated record. Gene Ontology annotation, biological process: G protein-coupled receptor signaling pathway.